Cadophora gregata is the source of this 4145-nucleotide messenger RNA. RefSeq names its product cell cycle RNA binding protein whi3 (gene WHI3). The transcript has a single exon. Lineage: Eukaryota; Fungi; Ascomycota; Leotiomycetes; Helotiales; Ploettnerulaceae. Gene Ontology annotation, molecular function: mRNA binding. Bases 1365 to 3098 code for a protein of 577 amino acids. The record is from RefSeq and is a predicted model, not a curated record.
AAUAAAGUCUCGCGAUGCUGCUACAGUAUCCACCCUCGCCUCUUUUCUCGCAUCUGUCAACUCUCAUCCGCAUGCAUCCACACAUCACCCACACCCACACCCACACCUCACUCAACUCGAGGUCCAAAGCAGGAAGGAGCACGCACCACCUCCGGUCCUCCACAUCACAUCCAUGCCAGCCCAGCCAAGACAAAGGCACCCACAGGGAUUGUGGGUGAGGCCAAGAAUCCAGGAUAGCCCUCGCUGUGCUAGCACUAGUACUGUACCUUUCGUACUGUACAGUAGUAGUAGCGGCACUAGGGCUGCAGACGGCUCUUAGCGCUGCGGUAGCGCAGCCUGUCUUAUCGCUCGAGCCAAUCCCCCUGCAGCUGGUCAGAGUUCCAGUUCGAGGCGUCUCCCCCCAUUAUUUCCCUGCCCGUCUGCCACUCACAAAACACUCCGACCCAGCAAGGCCGACUGCCCCAAGUUCCCCCCCCCAGUCCCAGUAGUCUCCUCAAGUCUUCUCAAGUCCUCCCAAGUCCACUACUCCUCUCCCUCUCAGAGGCCAGCGAGCCAGCCCAGUAGUGCCCACACCUCGACUGCCCUGUCCUAGCCUACCGUCCUCCCCCUACCCUACCCUACCCUACCCUACCCUACCCUCCCCUCCCCUACCCUCCCCUCCCCUACCUUUCUGCCCGCCGCACUGUCUCUUUGGGCCUCCGGUUCUCCUUGUCCCUCUUGAACUUCUGCGACACCCCCAUUCACCUUCCAGACCUCUCCCUCCCUCCAUCCACUUACAACUACACCUACUCCACGCAUCCACACAUCCACAACCUCGAACCACCCACGCAUCCUCCCGACGCUCCUUCAGAAUUUAUAUCCUCAUUGACAAUACGAGAACAGCAUUGAGGCUCAAGCAUCCGCGUUCUCCCCACCCACCCACUGACCUCCACGCCCUGUCGCGCCCCCCCCCAAUAUCAGACUGCGCAUUUAUCCCACGCCGUCCUCAACUCCCGCCGCCAUUGUCUCUGCCACUGCCCGACGCGGGUCGCACGGCCACUCAGCACAGCGUUCCUGAAUUCUGGAUUCGCACAUUUGACUCCUCACAUCUCACAACCCAUUGCGACAACAUAUCCGCACCGCAUCAUACCACACACCUCACUCUUCCACUCGGCCGUCCAUCGUCCGCCCCCAUUCACGCAGCAUCGAGUCAUCCCGUCUUCACCCGUCUCAUACGUCUGAUACUUGAUACCUCCAAUUUCCACGACCUCUGCAGCAGCAUCGUCACGUCGCGCCGCCCAGUACUGUGAGCGCGUCCCUACGUUCGAUCCCCCCAGCGCCACGAUCGCAUCUGUCCUCGAGCUUCACUUUUGUACAACAGAGGCAUGAACGCGGUCCAACAACUUCCUGGCGCAAGCACCGCAUUCUCACAUCCUCACGCUCAACACUACUCGCUGUCAGAUCGCGCAACGUCUUUUACACCGCAGCAUGCCAUGAGCCCUUCUACCUUUUCCCAACCUGGCCAGGCCUUUCGUCCUUCCAAUAAUGGAUCGCAAACCCCUUAUCAGUCACUAUCAAUGGCUACUAUGAGUCCUUUCUCUGGAGACGGUGGAGCCAGCAGUGCGCAAGCAUCUUCCGGUGCAUUUACUUCCGGACCAUGCUCCGUUCAGAUCCGACGACUCCCGCUGAACACGACGGAGGACACUUUGAGAUUGAUGGUGGUUUGGUCCAAGGAAUUUACGGAGGCUGAGGUGUUAUCGCCCGAGAAGUCUGAAGACCCCGGCUUUCGUUCCGCGAUAUUGCGCUUCAAAUCCCAUGCAGGUGCCCUCGAGGCGAAGAAUAUGCUGGAUGGGAAACCUAAUGUUGCGAACGAUGCACAGAUGAUCGUCGAGAUCUUCUAUGGUAGCCCUACCGCAUCCCGACGAUACACCGUGGACAACACGUCGAAUCCUGGUCCCUCCAGUUCCACUUCUUCCACGGCUUCAUCUGCUGGCCCACCUCCACGACAAUCGUCACGAUUCAACGGUUCUUUCCAAACCGCGCAGAGAGUAUCACCAACUAACAACGGCGCAUACUCAAGUAAUGAACUUCCAAACCCCGAGAACAGUACCCACUAUCAGAGUCUUUUUUCUCCUCAGUCCCCAAUCGGAAACCAUUUGAACGAACGGACCCGGAUUACAGGAAAAUCACUGAUCAAUAACGACUCUGUUGAUGAUGAUGAGACUGGCGAACUCCUCAAGGAUCCAGUUGCGUAUGCCGAGAAUGGACCCGCCCAAGGACGCCGUCAGACUCUUCCUCAGCUUCCCAUCUCCCGGAUGGCUGGAUUGUCUCUCAACACAAAUGCUGCGGGCCCGGCAUCGAUUUCCUCUACGUUCGCUACUCCGACUCCACAUACGAUGUCAUCUCACACCAAUCCGAUGUCUCCAACGCUUACGAACGGCGGGCCACCGGUAAACUACCAGCUUGGAAGUCAGCACUAUCAACGACACAACUUUCCUCCAGUCAACCCUGCUGAUCAGAACCCUCCCUGCAACACUCUUUAUGUCGGAAAUCUUCCGAUCGAUACCUCUGAGGAUGAACUAAAAGCAAUGUUUUCGAAGCAACGUGGCUACAAACGCCUUUGCUUCCGGACCAAACAGAAUGGUCCGAUGUGUUUUGUCGAAUUUGAAGAUGUUUCUUUCGCAACGAAGGCUCUCCAUGAGCUGUACGGUCACCCACUUCACAACAGCAUCAAAGGAGGUAUUAGAUUGAGCUUCUCCAAGAAUCCUCUUGGUGUUCGUUCUGGACAAGGAAUGACUUCACCUGGACCUGCGAAUGUUCCAAUGCAGGGCAUGAACGGAUCGAUGCUAGGCGGACCAGGAGCAUCAUUCAGCACAGCCAGUGGUCCUCCACCAGGUCUGGCCGCACCUCCAGGACUCGCUCCGAAUAGAAUGCCGUAUACCGGUGCUAUGAGCCCCAUGAAUGGAGCCGCGACGCAAUACACAGCAAAUUCAUACCCAGGAAACAGCAACGGAUGGAAUGGACCGGUUUACAAUGGUACAAUGACCGCAGGAGGUCCAGCAGCAAUGCUGAACGGCGCAAACAAUGGGUUUCCUCCAGCAUACAUGAUGGGAAGAUAGAUUUCUCACACUGGAUUGGCGUUUUCGGGUCAUCUUUGUUCUUGGUGGCUUCACAUUCUACACGCACUCAUUCGAUUUGCCAAGCAUUGCACACACGGGCAUCUACGUUUUCUCUCUUUCUUUCUUCAAAUUCUUUCUCUUCACUAGGGCUACAUGGACAGGAGUUGGGUGUGGGUUGGGCUUGGGCUUCGGUUUCAGCAUUGCGGCAUCGGUCGGGAUUUGCAUUUCGCAGCAUUUCACAUAACUUUGUAGCGUGGUGUUUGUUUCAUGAUCAUGAGAUUCCCCCCCUACGCGCGUUCGGUUGAUAUGGGAGCUAAAUCGGUGUGGUGUGUGUGGGUGGAGUUGAAAUGAUAUGCAUGCAGCCUGACGGCCAAACGGACGGACGGACAGACAGAAACAAACGGACAUUCGCAUCGGGGGAUCUUGGAAAGGAAUGCAAAGCGCAGCAAGGCGAAGCUAAUGGAAAUGCAAGGCACGGCAAUUCGCGGAUGGGCAUGUUUAAACCGGUGUUUUUUUUUUCUUCUUCCUGUUAUAUUCCGUUGGAGCGACACCUGGGCUUUUCUACCUGGCUAUCUAUCUACCUGCCUGGCUGGCUUGAAUGUCUGCAUUUCUCACUCAUCAUGCAUACACUUUCAUCAUUCAUCAUUCAUCAUCGAUCAUCGAUCUGGCGCUUGUGCUUAUCGGAUUUUACGUAUUUUUGCAGUCAUUUCCACCUGGCGUUCAAUUUUUUUUGUCAAACUGUCAUUUUCGUGCACAAGGGGUUUUAAUUUUUUUUUCUCUCUCUCUCGUCCGAUCUUCUAUUUUCUCCCUCUUCCUCCUUCCACCUUCGAGCACAGGCAUAAUCAUUAUAUUUGCUUGCUUCAUUCUGCUCCCAUUUUUUUUUUUUUUUUUUGAUUUGGUUUGGUCUGGUUUUGGUUUUGGUGCAAAAACUUCAUCACAGCGAGAGAGGAUUGAUUGAUUGAUUGGUUUGAUUGCGCGUCGCGUUCCAUGUCACAGACAGAGAGAGAGAGAGAGAGAGAGAGAGAGAGAGAGAGAGAGAGAGAGAAA